AUGGAGGACGAGACCGCCGGCGAAGCGGAAGACAACACGCGCCCAACCAAAGCUGGUGAGGAGGAAUACAGGGUCCUUGAGACAGCACUCGAGAAACCAUCCCCCUUCCUUCAACUGGCCCCCGAGGUCCGCAACAUGGUCUAUCAACAUUCCUGCAUUUACGAAACCCCUGACUCGGAGAGAAUGUUGGAUCCCUUGACAUUUCCCAACUUGCGGCAGGCACCAAUCACGCGUGUCAACAAGCAGAUACGCAAGGAGACCUUGCCGAUUUUCUAUGGAAACCAUGAUUUCUUCAUCAUCAUCCGAAUGCCUUCCGUUCUUGAUGAGAUUUUACAUGGUAGCCAUGACCCUUUCAAACAUGUCUGGCAGAUGUUGCACUCCUUCGCCACUGCUCCCGCCCUAAUAGCCAAGGGCGACAUGCAAACCAGCAGCCUUACCUCUCUCUCACAAUUGUCUUUUCGACUCGACGACUCCCAGUAUUUAUCAGAAGAUGACAUCGGAAUGUUAGGUUUCACUAUGUCCAGCAAGGACCUGAUUUGCCAGGACGGGGAUUUCGCGAUUGAGACGGAGAACUUGGACUGGGACAGGUUUUCAAAUGUCAAGAAGGCUUAUGUCUCAGGCAUCUUGACCGGGACAAUUUCUCACCGCCACAGGCUUGCUUCCCUCCGGAACUCUGUCGAAGCUCACAAAAGAAUUGACGAGUUAAUAUCUCUCAUGUUCUUCGUGGCGAGGCAGUGCCCGCAGUUGAAAAGCCAUGUCCUCGGCUUUGUCUACGAGUAA
Messenger RNA from Diaporthe batatas, 780 nucleotides. RefSeq lists its product as uncharacterized. The coding region runs from base 1 to 780 and encodes 259 amino acids. The transcript is spliced from 2 exons. NCBI's taxonomy places the organism in Eukaryota, Fungi, Ascomycota, Sordariomycetes, Diaporthales, Diaporthaceae. The record is from RefSeq and is a predicted model, not a curated record.